AUGUCAGAAGACGACGAUCUCGCACCGAAUAUCAUUACAUAUAUUGGUGUACCACUGGCAGUUCUUGGUGUGCUUCCCAUACUGUACAAUGUCGUCAGAACCACCAACUUAUAUUUCACGGUCAAAGCCCGACUGAAGCCAUCGAGGAAGCUUGAUAAGGAUAUCGAGCUGACGAACGAUUACUUUGGCGGGGAGGUCGAAGUGAGAUUAAGAACGUUUCGUGUCAUGCCAUUGAAGCGGGAAGAUCCGCUGUACUGGAAGAUUUCAAAUCAACAGCAGCUCACAGGCGGCUCUUGGGGGAUUUUCAACUGGAGAUAUCUUCCAGCAGGGCAGAUGUCUCAACGUCUCAAGUCUGCAAACCAGCUGAGACAAUUUCAAGUGGAAGUAGCUUUCAGGGAACUCAUCUACUACUUUCUUGACUUAGGCGCUGUUCCCGAUUCACAAGGCUGGAAAGCUCUUCGAUCCAAUGGUAUUUGGACAACUGUAGAUACUGCCCUGAUGGUAUCGUUAGAUGGACUACGACAUCCAGUGCUUACUAUUGCGUCUUUGAACAUCUCAAGUCUAGAUGGAAGGCUUUCGCUAAAGGUCCCGCAGAAGACUGGCUCUUUGAUGAAACGAUAUAACAAUUUUGCGACUCCUGCAGCCCCGGACUGGGCCAAACUGGACAUAAAAAAAGUCUAUCCCUCUGAGGAGAGGAACCCCAUCGGAAGGAGGGCCGAGGAUCCAGACAAGCAGAUCUUUGAGUUUCAGCGUUCCUCAAAGUCUGAAACCACGACUAUACCACAUCUCACAGUAGUAGCAGAUUCAGCAAAAAGUGAAGAAAAUGGCCUAAGGUUCCGUAUCGAAGCUAGUGGAAGCAUUGUCGUAAAUGAUCAAACCAUAGACAUUGAACACUUAGCAUCCCGCCGCAGAAGCCCAACGAUCUCGUGGUUUGCUUGUCUUUUCACAUCUUACGCCGCUAGCCAGCGAGUCUUGACAAAAUACCAUAUACCGGAAGAUGUCGUCAACUUCGCUCAGUCAUGUUCAAUCCCAUCUGGCGUACUAGUUAUCCUUGGUGUCGUGGAUAGUAAGGAAGUCCCCGAAUGGGAGACGACCCGCCGGCAAAAUCCCGUACCUUUGGGGCACAUGCGGCAGCCUUCAAAUCUCCCGUCGACACAGAGGACGAAAGCCGAAGUAGACGGCCUAGUGCAGCAAUGGGCAGAACAACAUCUUCAGAAACUCGACCAACAUGAUGAACGGAUGUCGCAAGCGUUGCAGAGCAAGACGUGGGACGUAGGGAUCAUUGCUCACCACGGCUUGCGGUGGCUCAGCAAGCGGUUAGGCCCUGCGCACCUGCGUGAAAACCUAGUGGCCUUGAUACUUGGUCGUAUCGUCGACGAACCGCAGCUGGCUGAAUCAAUUGAGGCUAUGCUAGAUCGGUGGAAUGAAUGGUCGGAUACAGGCGGAAUGAAACAGUCGGACUUAAGGUACCUUCAGGCGGAUGAGAAGAACCUCGAAAUCUUUUUGUUCUCCUCACUCUUGAUUGUUACGGUCAGAAACUAUGAAGAACUGGUCUGCCGGAUCGCCACAGAAUUCGACUGGACAUGCCCCAACCCUCACGUACUAAACCAGAUCCUGGUCCUCGGCCCCGAAUCAGGCCGCGUGAGCGCAGAAGUGCAUACCCUGACCGACUUCGAGAUCGAGAUCACACUCACAACUCGUCGUUACACGGGUGCCGCCUACGACGGGCGGAGAAUGAACGAGGAUUUAUUGGGAGACGAAGCCUUCCAGUCGAAGAAGUUCAUCGUCGGAUUGUGUGGCAAAAUGGACGACCAUAGAUGGCCAAAGUUACCUAUACUAUCAUUUCACGCUUGGAGCGUUACACUUGCGAUCCCACGCUCAUACGAGCGCCCUAUUCACUAUCCUAUGCUCGAAUUGGAGGAAGGCAAGUUCCGCACGCCUCUGGACGUGAAGUGUAAGGCCCACAUGUCGGAGUUUACGCAGAGGUAUGGGUAUCGAUUGGUGUUUCGCAAGUCGCCACUUCCGCCGAGAGGGGAGUGGAGAGACGCGGAAGAUGCAGGCAUAAAUUCGAUGAGGAUGUGGGAAAUUCGGGAGUCUGUCAAGCGGGAGUCACCUGAGAGGGGUCCGGAGGGCAUAUGGGGCAGCUGUAUUGUUUGCUAA
Messenger RNA from Truncatella angustata, 2160 nucleotides. RefSeq lists its product as uncharacterized. The record is from RefSeq and is a predicted model, not a curated record. The transcript is spliced from 5 exons. NCBI's taxonomy places the organism in Eukaryota, Fungi, Ascomycota, Sordariomycetes, Amphisphaeriales, Sporocadaceae. Bases 1 to 2160 code for a protein of 719 amino acids.